Patiria miniata (bat star) is the source of this 6186-nucleotide messenger RNA. RefSeq names its product forkhead-associated domain-containing protein 1-like. Bases 241 to 4494 code for a protein of 1417 amino acids. Gene Ontology annotation, molecular function: protein binding. Lineage: Eukaryota; Metazoa; Echinodermata; Asteroidea; Valvatida; Asterinidae. The record is from RefSeq and is a predicted model, not a curated record. The transcript is spliced from 26 exons.
ACCAGUCAAUUAAUUUUGUGAACAGGUGAAUUCGGGUAACGUAGCAGUGUUUUACACCCGGAUUAACAGUAUUUUGCUGGAAAUCUGGACGGAACAAAAAUGAAACAAAAGGAUAACUGCCUCAGAGAAGCUUCAGUGAUUCAUCUGCAGGAGUAAUUGUGGUGUUAGUCGAAUUUUCGUCAAAGAAUUUUCAGCUCUUUUCGUGCAAUAAAUUUUGCAAAAAUAAAACUGCCUGCAAAAAUGGUGAAGGGUUUUCUGAAGAGCUCGGAGGGUAUUUUUCAACUCUCUCCUGGAGUGACAGUUAUAGGAAGAGAAAACUGUGACCUUGUGAUUGAGUCGCCCACCGUAGAAGUCCAGCAUGCCGUCAUUGAGUACAGUGACAGUGAGUCCUGCUACGUUCUGCAAGAUCUGAACACAGCGCAUGGGACGUAUGUCAACGACUGCCGGGUCCAGAAUGCCGCCGUGCGAUUGGCUCCUGGUGACAUCAUCCGGUUUUCCUAUUCCGGGUUCCCAAUGGAGCUGGACGUGGAAGACGCCCCUCAGCAGGUGUCCUACCCACCAGUCCAGCAGCGUCCAGCCUGGAGCUCCCCCUUACAGGUCAUCAACACCCGCAUCCCCAUCACGGGCACCCAACAGCAGCAACAACUGCCCCACCUUGCCAACCUCACCGACUCCGCCUACCCGGCCGGCAGCGGCCAGUCACAGCUGCCCUUGAUUCCCACGGCCCCGCCUGCUGCCACCCAGUCUCAGUCAACCUGGGCCACGCCUACCACCACGGCCAACGUGGUCAUCCCGAGACCGCCCAGGCCUCGACCCAGCAGCGCUGGGACACGCAGGGGUAGCAGUGGCAGCCCGAUCGUCAAUAACAGCCCCACGAACAGCCCUCUGCCUCCAAGAAGAGUGACCAGUGGUUGGGUGAGUACGGCCGGAGCCAGGACAGUGGUCACUUCACAGCAAGGGUCGGGCAGCCCGGGGACCCGGGCAUCCCCAGUCAACGAGAUGGUAGUACUGCACGAAAAGGAGCAACGUCUGUUACGCAUGGGCGACGAGAUCAACCGCCUGGCCGUCUUCGAGUCUGAAUCCCUCCGCAAGGAUGGCGUCAUCGCCCAGCUGAGGGAUGAGAUGGAAGCCAUGGCUGCCGAGCUGCAUCAGGGCGUCAGACCCACGGCGAGAGGGGACGCCAACAGCCACACCGUGGCCCUGCAGACCAGGGUGAAGGAACUGGAGGCUGAUAUACACAAGAAGCAGCUGGAAAUCAACGCACUCAAAGAGCAGAUGACAAAAAUGCGUCCGGAGAGUUCCGAUCCCAUGGAGAACGUGGCCAACCUGCGCAGCUCCCUCAUCCAGAAGGAGCGGGAGCAGACCUCCCUCAAACAAGAAAUGGAACGGACCAAGAAGGAGAAGACCACAGCAAAUGGGCUGGUGACCACACUGCACAGGGACAUGGCCAACCGGGACAAUACCAUUUGCCGGAUGAGGGGGGAGCUGGAGAUUGUCAAGAGAGAGUUGAGGGAGAAGGAGGUGUCGCUCUCAGCCAUGACAGCCAAGUUGAUGGAUUCGGAAGUCGGUAAUACUCGGCUGCGAGACGAGCUCUCGCGCAAGGACCGCGAGGUUCUUAGGAGCACCGAUAAACUGCGAUCGUCUGAAACUCGGGUUGGCGAGCUGACACAUGAGAUGGAAUCUUACAAGCAAGACAUUGAGAAGCUGAAGAAACACAUCGAGGAAGAAAAAGAGAUGGAGGAGAAGUAUAGAUCGGAGCGAGACCAUGCUAAGGCCCAGUUUGCUGAAAUGCAGCGACUGGAGAAGACGUCCAAGAGCGACGUUGAGCAAAGUCAGAAGAGGCUUGAGCGGUUCCGGACCCGCAUCAUGCAGACCACCUUCUCUGCGCCAGGCUUCAAGAUGCCGGACCCAGACUCAGCCGUCAGCGACGACACCAUCGUGGAGACCAUGACCAAGCUGAUCGAGGACCGGACGGAUGGCAAGAACAAACUCCGUGAGCUGAAGGAGACAAACAAGGCGCUGGAAGCCUACAAGAAGGACUCCAAGACCAACUCCAAGACACUCAAACAGCAGAUGGUGGCACUGGAGAAACGUUUGCAAGAGGGAGGGCGGACCUGUACUCACCUGCGCAACGAGAUCAAGCUCCUGUCCUCCGUCACCGUGGACGAGAGCCUGCAGGGCGUCAAGGACACGGUCGCUAUGAUGCUGCAGGAUGAGUUGGCAUGGCAACAGGAGUAUGAGGGCACACUGGAGAAGUGCGGUAUCGACGCGGCCACGCCCGGAAAAGGUCUUGCAGCAUUCAUCGAGGACCUCAAGUCUAAGAAGGAGAGCGCUCAGAAGGAAGCUGCCGACGUCCAGUCCAAAUUUGACAAAUUGGAGAAGACGCUGAAGACAGAGACGGGACAGGAGGUGACUCGGCUCAAGACGGAGUAUGAGACCAAGCUGGCUGAUGUGCUGGAGAAGACUAGGCUGGAAGCUGAGAAUAAACUGCAGACGUCUCUGGAGAAACUCCGUCAGGAGGAAGCUGCCAAGAGAGAGAAUGCAGUCAAGGCCGAGCAGGAACGGGUCAAACAACAAGAGGCCAACCUACAAGAGCUCAGACAGGCUUUGACAGAGAAGAAUUCAGAUGAGGGAAGGCUGCUAGUUCUGGAGAGGCAGCUUGAGACUAGAGCAAAGGAAUUCACUGCGACAGAAGAGAAGCUGAAAGUAGACCUGUCGGCCUUGCGGGAGAAGCACCAAUCGGAAGUCAGCACUUUCCAAGACAAGCUGACGGCAUCGGAGGACCAGCACAGCAAGGAGACGGUGGCUCUCAGGGAGCAGAUCAAGCAGCAUUCCCUGACCAUCGUCAGCCUGGAGGAUAGGAUCGUCAAGUCUGGCAAGGACCUGGCCGUGGGACAGGCCAAGGUGGUGGAGCUGCAACAGAAACUCGCUGAGCAAACUAGGAAGGCCCAGGAGAUGCUGUUGAAGUUCCAGCAGCAGGCCAGCAAGCCGGAAAUCCCGCCCAAACCCGUCAUCAUCCAGCAGCCUGCUGCUGACGUCAAGGGCAUGGAGCAGCUGAUUGGCUUACUCAAGAAAGACAACAGCAACCUGAAGAAGGAGUUGCAGGACCAGCAGGACAUCAUCCUGGGCCUGCGGCGAGACCUGGCCGGCGCCGCGGCCAGAUUGUCGGACAUGACCGGCGAGCUGAACGAGCGACAGAAAGAGGAACUGGAGAACAACCGCUUGCUGGUCCGAGACCAGGAGGCCGAGCUGACCACCCAGCGGCAGCAGCUGGUCAAGCUGUCGGAGCUGGUGGACAAGAAGACGGCCGAAACUGAGCGAUUGGUCAAGGAUCUGGCUGCUCAGAAGGAGUUUGUGUCCAAGCACAAGCAAGACACGUUGAUGAGAGGAGACGAGCUGGCUAAGCUGCAGCUCCAACUGGGCCAGGAACAGGAGAACAGCAAACGGGCCCUGGAACAGGUGCAGCAAGAGGGUAUGAUCACCAGCGAGAUGUCUGCCUUCGGAGCCCAGUGUAGGGGAGAGAGACACGAGCAGGUUAUCGCCAGACAACGAGAGGCCCUGGCAGAGCUGAGAUCACGCAUCAAAGGAAUUGAAUCCAACAGACCACCACUGCCGACCCAAGACCAGGCCCUGCAGCAGGUCAUCCUCCUCAAGAAAGAGCUGGCCGAGAUGCGAGCCAAGCAGGCCCAGAUUAUGGACCAGAGCCAGCCGGGAGGGAUGGGUGGAGGCGGGGCUAACCCGGAGGCCGUGCUGGACAGGGAGGUGGCCAAGGCCCGGGGCCAGAUCUCCACGGCGUCUUCAGAUGCGGCCAUCGAGAGGAGCGCUCGCAUCGAGAUGCAGCAGGGUCUGGAGAUCAGCGAACAGGCGUACCUCAAGCUGACCCAGUCGGUGGCCAACCUCCUGAGCCUGGGCGAGGUGGCUGGCCAGGAUUCCAUGGGCCAUCUCCCCAAGGACGAGCGAGACAGGCUAGCCGAGGAACGAGCCAACACCCAGGAGCUGAUCGCCAGCCGGCUGCGGACGCUGAACCAGCGGCUUGAUCGCAAGGACGAGCUCCUGAAGGACUACGAGAAGGACCUGGAAAAGCUGCGAUUGGCCGAGCGGCUAGCCAAUGAGAAGGCGACACAGGUGGAAGCACUGGCUAAUGAUCUUCGCGGCAGGACAGAAGAGGCUCACUACCUCCGGGAGACGUUGAGACGGACUAGGGAGGGGCUUGACCAGGAGAAACGGCUGAACCGAGCCAUCAAGAACAAAAAGACGUUUCACUUAGAGAACGAUGCCAAAAACAGCAAGCAGACGUGGCCUAAGCACAACUGCUACGAGGACGAGGUGACCAAGAUGAAGAAAGACUCAAAGAAGAAAACUCAAAAGGAGAAGAUGCUUCGGAAGAGCUACGAACUGGAGAGUCUUAAAGCUGAAUUAAGUGAGAAGGAUCAACAGCUGUGUGACACAACAGCCAAGCUGAUCAACUUGGAACACGCUGUGGCAAUCAGCUGAGCUUGAAAACGGACCGUUCCAUUUCUGGGAUUAGGGGAGGACAGUAAAGCACUGAUGCAGCAAUCGAUGAGUAUUAUGCAAAUAUGCACUAAGCCUUUACAAUCUGUAAAUAUGUCAGAUUCAUAAACAUUAUGAAAAGUUAGAUACAUUUUUAUGAAUUAUUAAAGUUAUUUUGGGGUUUAAAAGAAAAGUACAGAUUCUUUUGAAAGGUGAAUGCUAGGUAGAAUAGAGAAAAUCAAAUUUGAGAAAUAUAGUAAUGCUUGUUUCUUUUGGUAAAGAUGGAAUUUUUGCUUUCUUUGUAAAUUUGUAAGUGAUGUCAAUGUUGAGAAAAAAGUAUUGCAGAAUUAUCUUCAGAGGUAAAACACAAAUUCAUUCAUUCUUUUACCUUUGGCCGCUUUUGAUUGUAAAUAGCUAUGUAAAUCAAAUAGGAAACAAAUUGUUUGUGCUAAAAAUCAAGUUAUAGAGUAAAUUAAUUUAAUGUGAGCUUUUUCUCAAAAAAAGGACUACAUGUUUUCUUCAAUUCGUACUCGCACGAAAUUUGAUAUGCACGAAAAAACACACAUAGAUUAUGCUUUAAUUUCACAAUCAUGGUCUGUAAAAUAUUUUUAUCCUGAACUUUUCCACAUUUUUCGGUGCAUGCUGUUUCUAACAAGUAAAUACUCUAUCAAAUUUGAUUCAUGUCGGAAAAAGGUUUAGACAAAUCUACGCAAAGAAUCAGAGUUAACUUUAAUAUAAAAAAAAAGUUUUGAGGAGUUUCUUUAGUUCACCCUCAAAAACUUUUGAAACUUGAAAUAAGAAAAGUUGUGCGCACUGGAAGAUAGGUAUUUUAUAAAUACACUUUCUCAUGUUCUUUUUUUCACAAUAGGCUGAAAGUUUGUACUGUAAUUCCGCAAUGUGUGUUUUUGAUGUUUGUAAAUAGAUAAAGCGUAAAGCCCAAAUUGUAAAUUUAAAAAAGGCUUUUUUAAUGCUGUUGGAAGAUAUGUUAAUGUUAGUGGGCAUUGACAUUCAAAACUAUUUGCAAUUGUACCACACAUACUAAAGACAAGUUUCUACAAAAACUUGUUUUCUACAAAAACUUGUCAUGGCAGUGCGCUGGUCCCUGAAGCAAGAUGAAAAAAAAAUCCAAUCCGGGGAAGUUUGGCAGCGCUACCCAGAUAAUCUGAGCAUACCUCAUGCGCGUGAAUGACCUUGAAUACAAUAGCGUGCAAAAACUUGUCAUGGCAAUGCGCUGGUCCCUGAAAGCAAGAUGAAAAAAAAUCCAAUCGGGGGAAGUUUGGCAGCGCUACCCAGAAAAUCUGAGCAUACAUCAUGCGCGUGAAUUACCUUAAACACAACAGCGUGCAAAACUGUAUACAUUCUCCAAAUCAUGGAGCUACAGUCGAACACCUUUGUAAUAAGGUCCAUGGGACUUCACAAAUUACCUUGUUAUAACAGGCACCAUGUAUUAUUACAGUAAUGGAAAACAAAGAAUAACAAAGACCUGGGAUCUGAAAUGAAUAAACAGUGCUCUUCUUAUCAGGGUUCGACUGUAUUUAAAUAAUGGACAAGAUGGCGGUUUUCGAAUUCCCUUCUAUUUUUUAGUGCAAUGUGAGUAAAUAAUUAUGAAGUAGCAUUUUGUGUUAGUCGGUUCACAAUCUUCUCGGAUCUUAAAUCAUGAGGCUUCUGUCAGUAAAAUGCUGUUAUUGAAAUUUA